GAGAGAGAGAGAGAGAGAGAGAGAGAGGCAUGUGCAGUUCCAAUCAUGGAGGUUCUUCUGUCAGUGCAUGUGAAUCAAUCACCGUAGACACCUCUCUCUCUCUCUCUAACACACCCUUAAAUCUCUAUCUUCUCCCUUUCAUGUGGACAGAGUAGAAGGCAAUGUGCUAAAAUGAGCACACAGACACCGUGCGCCCGCUCCCGCUCCUGGUCCAUCAGCGACGACUCGCUAAGAAGGUAUGUAUAUUUUGCAAGCGAGAAUUGUAUACAGGAGUUGCUGUCUGCUUCGGAUCCAAACCGGGUCGACAUCGGUGAUAGAUGGAAGGUUCUUGCGCUCGAGAAUGGCGUCGAGAUAUCCAAACGCCGAUCGGGCUCUCUUCACAUCUUUCGCAGCCGAUGGCUGCUCCAAUCUGUCUCACCUCAGCAGUUCAUAACAGUUGCAAAUGCCAUUGACGCUGCUAAGCAAUGGGACCCUGAUCUAGUAGAAGCUAAGUACAUCAAGGACCUUGAUGAAAACCUCAGCAUAAUCCGCCUCCGGUUCGGCGACGCCUCGAAACCUUUGUUCAAGAAUAGAGAAUUCAUAGUCUACGAGCGGCGUGAAACCAUGGACGACGGCACUCUGGUGGUUGCGGUCGCGUCUCUGCCGAAAGAGAUCGCCGCUGGAUUGCAACCGAAGCAGGCCAACUCGAUCAGAGGGCUGUUGUUGCAGUCAGGAUGGGUGGUUGAGAAGCUAGAAGAUGAUUCUUGCAUGGUUACUUAUGUUGUUCAGUUGGAUCCGGCAGGGUGGCUGCCUAAAUGCUUCGUGAACCGGCUACACACAAAGCUCGUUAUGAUCAUCGACAACCUUAAGAAGUUAGCGCAAGCGUGUCCGAUCAAUGGCGGUAUAUGAAAUGUUUUUUUUUUUCUUUAUAGUAAAUACAUGUAAUAGUAAUAAUAAUUAUGGCUUUUGAUUCCUUUUGUCUUUCCUUUUUAUAAUUGGGUAUGUAAAUUCAAUGAGGAAAAGAUAAGAACCCAAAAGAAAAUGAGAACUCAUCAAGUCACGUGGUAGGACCUGAGGUUUGGACAUAUGACACCCUGGACUUUGGCACAAAGGUGAAUUUUUUUUUUUUUU
This is a messenger RNA of Magnolia sinica, 1110 nucleotides long. RefSeq lists its product as uncharacterized. The transcript has 5 exons. Lineage: Eukaryota; Viridiplantae; Streptophyta; Magnoliopsida; Magnoliales; Magnoliaceae. Bases 172 to 888 code for a protein of 238 amino acids. The record is from RefSeq and is a predicted model, not a curated record. Gene Ontology annotation, molecular function: lipid binding.